UCGAUAGGAAAACGUCGCAGCCACAUUUGCAAUUACCAUUGUUUUAAAAAUUUGUGAAUGUUAUUCUAUAUUUUAAUUGAAGUACCAUAGAAAAUGAAGUCACCUAAGAAGUCGCUAAAGAAUGGAGGGGAAGAGCUUUCUCUAAGGCUGCGAGAGCCGCGCAAGGAAGAACCGAAUUCGGAGGUGACGGAGGCCGACGACGACACAGAAUCCGAUUUGCCCAUCCGCGGCCGACCAUCGAAGAAGCUGCUCAUCCAGCAACAGCAGCAGCGCCAGGUGCCAGUAAACCAAUACCAGGUCAAGCUGCAGCCGGAGUUGAACGCCGUAACUGUGGGCGCUACGGCCUCGCCGAACCGCUCCAAAGUGAAGCGAGCGCUCUACAAAAAGAGUGGCAGCGGCUCGAACAAUCAGAAGUCUCCCAGCGAGUCGUAUGUAAUGCGCCUGUUCGAGCGCAGCCUGGACCUCUCGAAAUACAAUGAGAAGACUCCUCUGUACCCGAUCUGCCGUGCCUGGAUGGCCAACCAGCCGCGCAACCCUGCCGUAUCCACUUACAACACGGAAGGUUCCACUGCCACCGUGAAGCGCGAGAGCGACGCUGAGGAAGUUAGGGCCAGGCUGAAGAGCGGAGAGUUGAAAAUACUGACUCAAAUGCCGCAGGCCCGCUCCACCGACUUGCCAGUGAUCCCACCCCGCCUGGAGUACACCAAGGAGGAGAAGCUGCAAGAAAAGAAGCUGGAAGGGGCCGCCAGGAACGAUCUGCUAUCUGCCAACAUGGCUCGCUGGAAGCGUGUGCGCAACCACUGGCAAGAGCAUACUCAAAAGUAUAACCACGAGCGCUACGAGGUAAUCGACCAGAUCAUGUAUCUGGUCUCCAAAAACAAUCAAUAGUCGAAAAUGAUCUUGAAUAAAUGUUUAGUUUAUUUAGUAUGCGUA
Messenger RNA from Drosophila subobscura, 933 nucleotides. RefSeq lists its product as uncharacterized. The transcript has a single exon. Gene Ontology annotation, cellular component: Myb complex; transcription repressor complex. Gene Ontology annotation, biological process: negative regulation of transcription by RNA polymerase II. The coding region runs from base 94 to 888 and encodes 264 amino acids. The record is from RefSeq and is a predicted model, not a curated record. NCBI's taxonomy places the organism in Eukaryota, Metazoa, Arthropoda, Insecta, Diptera, Drosophilidae.